Molecule: messenger RNA, 1956 nt
Organism: Adineta ricciae
Lineage: Eukaryota; Metazoa; Rotifera; Eurotatoria; Adinetida; Adinetidae
Source: the annotation of a GenBank genome assembly
AUGGAAGGUGAAGAUUUAGAUGAUUCAAUGGACGAGACUCUUGCAGAGAAAUCUGCAGAUGCAUCUCAAACAUCACAACCUACAGGCCAACCGAAAGUUACUCUUCGAUGGACAGUCAAAGGCUAUUCCCAGGAUAAACGAAACCAUACAUUACCAGAUGGUUGGUGUGAAGUAUUCCAUACUAGUGGAUUUCCAUUGUACUUUCAUAAACAAACACGUGUAGUCACAUUAUCUCGUCCGUAUUUUCUUGGUUCAGUUAGUGUUCGUCAUCACUUGAUACCGAUCUCAUCAAUACCAUGUCUGUAUAUGAAACGACUGCAGGAAGAACAAAUAGAAACAGGUGAAUCGGCAGCAACAAGCACUGAAGCCAAAUGUCCAUUUAAAAUGAAUGAACAAGAAAACUCUUCAUCAACGAUAAAUCGUAAACGAAAACGUAGUGAUAUGGAUAACGAAGAUGUCGAAGAAGGUGAAAUCUCCUCUCCUCAUCCGCCGACACAAGUCAACGGCGAAGAUUCUUCAUCUUCUCUUUCCGCUCACCCAACAUUGCAACCGGUGGAUCCAUUACCAACUGAUACAACUACACCAUCGACUUGUCCAGCACAAACACGUCCACCUAAACCACAGCAACUACCAGUUUCUUUACAAAUCCUAUCGAAUACAACACUAGACGAUGCUCUGUACUUCAGUACGUUAACAUCAGAUGAACUACGUUCGUAUUGUCAACGUCGACUAGCAUUUGAACAGCGUGAAUUCAAAUUUUUCCCAUCAUUAAGUGACAAGUGGAAGUACAUUCGACAAGCUCAAAUGAAACGUCGUGAAAUGAACACGCCAGCUGAUACACAAACCAUAGAACUUCAGCCGUUGACAACCCCCGAUCAAUCAGUUGUCGUUUCAGCGACAUUAAAAACGACUGACGGACCAUUAUCAGCACCCUCUCGCCCAUCAACAACUUUCGAAUCAACGAACUCAACAAAUAAGAAAGUAACAAUCGAUCUCUAUCCGAAUAAAAGUCCCAUAGCACUUUUACAAGAGUACGCACUCAAACGUUUGAAGUUAAUCGUUCGAUAUGAAUGGUUUACGACCGAUGAAUCCAAUUCCCCAUUUGGCUGUCGUGUUUUUGUUGGUGAUACUGCCUAUGGCACAGGUAUUGGUCGGAACAAACGUACUGCGAAACUGAAAGCAACAGAAGAAUCGCUGAUUAUUCUAAUCCCUCAAUAUAAAAAACUACAAGAACAACAGCAACAAACAGGAAAUAAACAAACCAUUAUCGAAGACAAAACACUCGAAGAAGGUUGUAUCGACGAUGACGAACCAUCGACAAUUGUAAAUAACACUGCCAACCAUCCAGACCACACCAACAACAGCAAUGACAAUGAUAACAAAACCAAUUCGAAUGAAGAAGAUCCAGUCAGUAGUUCGUUAUUAGAUGAAUACAACAUUCUAGAUGCUAAUCUAUAUGAUGUAUGUACCGCGUUGGGUAAACCUACACCUUAUCAAAUGUUGGAAAAGAGUAUAACAUACAAUGCAUUGACACGCGGAGAAUCAAAUAUUAAACUAACAAUGACAAAGAAGCCGAUGUUCACACAUAUUACUCUCGAAAUAGGUAAUGAACACAAGGAAGAAGCCCAAGCGAAGGAUAAAGCGCAUGCGAAAAACCUUGCUGCUCAAAAACUAUUAAGAAAACUCCACCCGUAUUUACCUGCAUACGGAUCAUUAAUUCGUUUGUAUGAAAAAAAUGCUGAUACUUAUAAACGUGUUCGCGUCGACGAUGAAUUAGCUGAUAUCGUUCGUGCUGCGAAAAAGAAUGAACCAAAUCACGCUCUAUUAGCUAAACUUCGUGAAGAAAUGUUACGUUUGAAAGCCAAUAAAACUUCUUCCUCGUCGACAUUCAAUCACUAUGCAAUACAUGUCGUUGAUGUGAAUGAUGAACUUCUCGGCCGUUCAUCAUCCACGUAG